ACUUAUUCGACAAUGGCUCCAAUCAAACGACAUUUCUCAUGUGAAGCAGAGGAUGAAUCAACUCGUCAGGAGAAGAAAGCAAAAGUAGUUGAGUUGAAACAGCUUCCUUCAUCUUGCGUUGUUCUCAAUUUAGCUGAUUCUGACUUAGAUUUCAACGUUGAAUGCAAUGGAGUAGUUGGAUAUGGCCUUAAUGAGGAAGGCUUUGGUUACUGUUGGUCUGGUGCUAGAGCUAAUGUUGGAAUUACAAAUGGUAGAUAUUGUUAUGGUUGCGUUAUUGUUUCUGCUCAACAUGUUGAUACCGAUGAUACUGCUCCUGAUCAGCGGCAUCUAUGUCGUCUCGGUGUUUCUAGAGGUGAUGAUACUGUUGGAGCUCUUGGUGAGACCAAACACAGCUUUGGUUAUGGUGGGACCGGCAAAUUUUCUAAUGCUGGGAAGUUUUUGAAUUUUGGUGAUAGGUUUGGUGUUGGUGAUACAAUAGUUUGUUGCAUUGAUCUUGAGAGUAAACCACUUGCUUCUAUUGGUUUCUCUAAGAAUGGUAAAUGGUUGGGAACUGCAUUACAAUUUGAUGUCGCUUCUCUUGGUCUUGGUGCGGAUUCUUCUUUUCCAAAGGUUUCGCCUUGGGAAUGGGCACUUUUUCCACAUGUUCUGUUGAAAAAUGUUGUGGUUCAGAUGCAAUUCAGUCUUGAACAAGGACUUGUUCCACAGGAAGGGUUCAGACCUUGGGCCCUGGCUUUUGCGGAUGGAAAUGCAGUUAUCGGACCUUCGUUUUCGGAUCCAAAGGAAUGUGAAUUGAUGAUGCUGGUGGGGUUACCGGCUUCAGGCAAGACUACAUGGGCUGAGAAAUGGGUGAAAGAUCACCCGGAGAAGCGUUAUGUUUUGCUUGGCACAAACUUAAUCCUGGAACAGAUGAAGGUUCCUGGACUGCUGCGGAAGAACAACUAUGGUGAAAGGUUUGAUCGUUUAAUGGACAAGGCAACUGCAAUGUUCAAUGUAAUUCUGGCCAGGGCAGCUAAUGUUCCUCGCAAUUAUAUAAUCGAUCAGACAAAUGUGUACAAAAAUGCACGCAAGCGUAAGCUUAAUCCAUUUGCCAAUUAUCAAAAGAUUGCUGUUGUUGUGUUCCCGAAGCCAGAAGAGCUCAAGAGACGAUCCGAAAAAAGAUUUCAGGAAAUGGGAAAAGAAGUUCCAGUUGAUGCUUUGAAUAACAUGAUAGCUAAUUACGUUCUACCUAAAAGCAAGGAUUUGCCAUAUUCCGAUGAAUAUUUUGAUCAGGUUUUGUUUGUUGAACUGAACCGAGACGCGUCUCAGAAGUAUUUGGAUCAGAUGAAGCAAAAUACUCUGUCUCUAUCCAAUAACAACCCAUUAACAUUAUUGCACGGAGGUUCUUCUCAGUAUUCUUCCAGACCUGCACUGCAAAAUCAAAGAAGUUCGACAGGAAGUGGCAUUCACCAGUGGAGAGCUCAUUCUCCCAUCUCUCAAACCGACUAUAGGACGCCUAGUCAAGUCAAUGUAGGUGUUCAUAUGAAUGAACCUCGACUCAAUAUGAAUCCACUGUAUGGAGGAUAUCGAAGCAGUCAAAUUUCACAUGUUGCAAGAUCACCCUUUCCUUGCGGACGCUAUUCCAACUGUGAAGAACCUUGUUUCCCUAGAUAUAAUGUUGGUUCUAGUAGAACUUACGGUGACAUUGAACCAUACAGAAACUCUGUUUUGGGUAGCCAGUAUAGGCCUAGCAGUGCAAUGAACAACAAUAUGGGUUUUAAUGGAAGACCUUAUGUUCAAUACAGAGAUUUUCAGCCUGACCUGCCUAUACCUGCACCAACUACAUCUUUGCAUCCUCCGUAUGGAGAACCGACUCUAAGACCUCAACAUGGUGGAUUACCCGAUAACAUGGAGUAUUCAAGGAGAUAUGCUUCACAAUAUCCAAAAUACUAGCACUGAAAUUGAUCACACAAUAUUAUUGUGUCAUGGAUUGCACCUUUGAGAAAGAUUAUGAAGAAAUUGAAAUACUCAAAGUUCAAUCGAGAGGAAUUAAGCGAUAUCUCUGCGGUAUUGUUCUGCGUCACGGAUUCCACCAAUGAUGAAGAUUAUGAAGAAGUUGAAAGACUCAAAGUUCAAUCGAGGGGAAUUAAGCGAUAUCUCUGCUAUAUUGUUCUGCUUCACAGAUUGUACCAUUAAUGAAGAUUAUGAAGAAAUUGAAAGACACAAAGUUCAAUCAAUAGGAAUUAAGCGAUAUCUCUGCGGUAUUAUUCCGCGUCACAGAUUGCACCAUUGAUGAAGAUUAUGAAUAGGUAUUCUACUUAAGAAUUGAUAUGUUAGGUAGAUUAGAAAGGAUAGAGAUUAAUUUGUCAUCUAGAUAUUGUCGUUAUGAAAU
Messenger RNA from Vicia villosa (hairy vetch), 2368 nucleotides. RefSeq lists its product as uncharacterized. Gene Ontology annotation, molecular function: protein binding. NCBI's taxonomy places the organism in Eukaryota, Viridiplantae, Streptophyta, Magnoliopsida, Fabales, Fabaceae. The record is from RefSeq and is a predicted model, not a curated record. Bases 13 to 1929 code for a protein of 638 amino acids. The transcript is spliced from 10 exons.